This is a messenger RNA of Ornithorhynchus anatinus (platypus), 480 nucleotides long. RefSeq names its product galectin-related inter-fiber protein (gene GRIFIN). Lineage: Eukaryota; Metazoa; Chordata; Mammalia; Monotremata; Ornithorhynchidae. The coding region runs from base 1 to 480 and encodes 159 amino acids. The record is from RefSeq and is a predicted model, not a curated record. Gene Ontology annotation, molecular function: carbohydrate binding. The transcript has 3 exons.
AUGGCGGGGGGAGCCUCUCCCUGGCCCGUUUUCCCCCGGAAUUUUCCUGCCAUAUCUCUCCUUCUACAGUUUGAAGCAUCCUGCGCCGGGGGCCUGGUCCCAGGCUGGAGUCUGAUCAUCAGGGGCCACUCCAACUCCAAAGAUGAUGAGUUUGAAAUCAACUUCCUUUCCGAGACGGGGGACAUCGCCUUCCACUUCAAGCCCUGCUUUUCCAAUACCACACUGGUCUGCAACUCUUUCCAGGCCAACCGCUGGGGUCAUGAGGAAGUGUCUGAUGUCUUUCCCCUGGAACUGAAAGAGCCCUUCGAGAUUGAAGUCUUCUCUGACCACGAGUGUUUCCAUGUCUACGUUCAUGAAAACAAAAUCCUAGAGUAUGAGCACCGCCAGAAACCACUCUCUGCCAUCACCAAGGUGCAGGUGCUCAAUGACACCAGGUUCUCUUCAGUAGAGCUCUCCAAGAAGAGCCUUUACCUGGGGUAA